AUGACCCGUAGCCGUUGGAUCGGGAGUUAUCAAAUGGAAGGCUCUGAUUGCUUCGGACGGAGGAAGGGUUCGAAAAGGGUGGCUGACGGGGCAAAUGCAUGGACGGCGAUGUCGAAUGGGAGUGCGACACUUGGAAAACUCGACGCGUACGAGGAUUGCGUGGAUAACUUUUUGAUCUCCAUGGAUGGAUGGUAUAAUGAAGAUGAAGGACAACCGAGCUCUUCUUCGGGUAGCUAUAAGAAGAAACUCUUUGAAGAUUAUAAGGGUUCAGUUUGCAGCACAGAGAGUGGUUGUGUUCCAGGCUUGGUUUUUAAGCAGAAAUUGCCUUAUAUAGAGCUAGAGUAUUUUGAUUUGUUAAACUCAGCUUCCAGUCUCGCACAAUUGGAGUUCUAUAAGGAAGCUGGAAUAAAAGUUGCUGUGUUCAUCGGAUGUAGUUGCGGAGAGAUUGAAUUAGGAUCAUUAACUUCCAAUAAUUUUUAUUUGCAGGCAAACAUGCAAAUGUUAUUUAACAAUGACUUCAUUAACUUUCAGAGAUCCCAAAUCCAGCUUGGUGAACUUUAUAUGCCUGCACAGAACAUACUCUCAUCUUCUUCCACCUCUUCUUUGAAAUCUCUCUCAGUUGGCAGCCCGGAAUACACUUCUCUUAUUCUCAGCAAUCCAGUUACAGACCAAUCAAUCAAAAAUGGACAAACUUUAACAUCACAACACCAAAUAACUAUGGAUCCAUACCUUCUACUUCCUUCUCCCCAGAGUGCAGAUGCUGCAUUAACAAGAGCAUUAAUGGCUGUGUUCUCUUCUUCUGGGACAGAUCCACAGCAGCAAGAGAAAGGUAGAAUGAAUCUGUCGUCGAGCUCCUUCGAGCCAUACGGCUCCAUUCAAGCAAGCUUUGAAUCUAGUUUUAGCUCAGAAGGGCAAAAAAUGAUAAAGAGAUCUAUAUCAUUGUUGAGAAAGGUUCAUGCGUUGAAUUAUGCUGCAGCUAGAAUGCAUGAUAAGCCACCUAUGAGUAGCAGUAAACUGCAUCAUGUUAUUGCAGAGAGGAAGAGGAGAGUGAGAAUUAGUGAGAGCUUGCGAGAUCUGAGAAUGUUACUAAGGCUUCCUCCUGGCACUAAGAAGGACCAUGUAACAGUGCUUUCCAAGACAAAAGAUUACUUGAAUACUCUGAAAGUUCAGAUCAAAGAGCUGGAGGAGAAGAACAGAAAGCUCGAACUGCAACUAAAAUCAAACAAACAAGCUGUUCCAGUUCCACUCACUAACUCCAAUGAAAGGGUAGAAAUUCAAGUUGUCAGAGUAUCAGAAUCACAGCAAAUGAACAUUUUGAUUAUUGUAAGAGAGGAGGUGAGGUUGAUAGAUUUGCUUCUUAAAGUUCUCGAUCGCUUAAAAGCGAUGGGAAUAGUGAAUCUGACAACAAUUGAUGCAAGCUCGAGUCCUACUAUGUCGAGCCUUACAUUACAAGUUCAGCAGGCUUUUGAUUGGGACGAGGACUCCCUUAAGCAAGCCUUGACCAUGGCGAUACUUGACCCGGACAAAGACAACCACUGA
Molecule: messenger RNA, 1539 nt
Organism: Phalaenopsis equestris
Lineage: Eukaryota; Viridiplantae; Streptophyta; Magnoliopsida; Asparagales; Orchidaceae
Product: putative transcription factor bHLH041
Exons: 8
Coding region: 1-1539 (512 amino acids)
Molecular function (GO): protein dimerization activity
Source: RefSeq, a predicted model, not a curated record